ACUUUGGCUGUUCGCGCGCAAAAACGGGCGGCAAGUCGCAGCAUGUGAAAGUUGCGCGUGCAAAGUUUGCGGAAACGUCUCGGCAUACGCGCCUGAAAAAGUAGUAUUUUGCCAUCUUACUGUGGCAGUCGAGUUUGAAUUCACCAUGAGUACCGUGUCAUCGUCAUUCUACGGUCCGUCCACGCGGAUUUCAGCGAGGCUCACCCUCAAGCGUUUGCUGAAGGCGGGGGCAAAAGAAGAGUCGACGACAAGAAGAGGGAGAGAGCGGGAUGACAAGGAGCACUCUGCCAAGAAAAAGAAGCGACCUGCAGAUGAAAACGAAACCGGACAGGAACAGAAAGUUGAGAAGGAAAAGGAAGAGUCUUACCGAUCACUGAUUCAGAAGAACAUUGCGGAAAAGAUGGCCUUUCUGGAAUCUCUCGGUGUCGACGAGUUAAAGGUUUCAGUGGUGCCUCCUCGAGUACAAGCACCUGCCAAGCCGUCACCUUCAGCCAAUUACAGGAAGAAGCCAAGGCAGGAUGUCGAGCCUGUGGCAGCCAGGAAAAGCCUGCGACUGCAGAACAAGCCAGCUCUACCCGAGAAUCACGUCUCUUUCUACCAGGAGCCAGUUAAAGAGCGUGUGAGAGAAGGACCACUUAAUUUCAAGGAGGUUGCUCAGAGUGGUGUCGAUGAAGGUGGCAGGUCUUGCCUCUGUGAGGUCAUGGUGAAGGAAGAGCUCAGUCAAGUUGCCUUGGAGCCUCUGUCAAGAGACGCUGAAACAAUGCUUGACAGGAUGAUGAACCUGCAAGUUGACGACACGACUGUGCAGAAAGUGGUUCCAGCUCGCAUCACGGCCAUGGUUGUUCACCCAUCCCUGACAGCCACUCUUGUCUUUGCUGGUGACAAGCUUGGAAAUUUUGGAUUUCUGAAGCUGGGCACAAGUGAAAAUGUGGUUGAGACAUAUACUCCGCACACUUCUGGUUUGAUGUGCCUGAGGAUCCGUCCCGAAGAGCCUCAGAAAAUUUACUCUGGAAGCUACGACGACACCUUGCGGUGUGCCGACAUUGAGCGAGGCAUUUUUGAUGAGCUCUAUCGCACUGAUCCCGAUGUUGGUGUGAUGCACUUUGACUGGAUGCUGGACAACACAAUGAUCGUGGCACACGCCAGUGGUCAAGUUUCUUUUCUGGACACCAGGGCGCAAGAGAAGCGAACCGGCUUGUACCAACUGCACAGUAGAAAAGUGAGGACCAUCAAUGCCCAUCCCAUGAACAGCUGGUGGUUUCUGACGGGCAGCGUAGAUACGACGGUGAAGCUGUGGGACUCCCGAAUGAUGUCUAGAAGGAGCCCCGUGCCUCUCGGAACGCUGUCGCACAACCGCUCCUGUUCGGCGGCAUUCCUCUCACCGGUUGAAGGCAGCAAAGUUGUCUCGACAUCAUUUGAUGACACUAUCAGAAUAUCCAACAUCAAUCAGGCAACUGGGGAAAUGAAGCAGCAAACCACGCUCAAGCACAACAACAUGACCGGGAGAUGGCUGUCGCCGCUUAGGGCAGUGUGGAUGCCCGGAUGCGAUGAGCUCUUUCUAGUCGGCAGCAUGGAAUACCCACGGCGCAUCGAGGUCUACUCGAGCAGUGGCACCCUUCUGUACAAGUUUAUGGGCGAAAGCCUGGCUUCGGUCUGCUCACUCAUCGAUGUCCACCCCGAGCGACUCAUCAUUGCCGGCGGCAACUCAAGUGGCAAGCUGCACGUACUCGUUGAGCCGUAGGUUGCGAAUGUAACGCAGCUUUUAACUUCGAAUGAGCACUGCAGCACCGGCAGCCCGAGAGUGCAGAAGAGGCUCUGUACUUGUCACCAAUGUAAAAAUGUGCUGCAGCAGCUUUCAGAACACAAAUAACCACGAAGAAACUCAUUCUCCUUGUGGUCUCGAUUUUAGCGGUGCGUUGGUGUAAGCCACAGUGGUGGAAACAAAGCACGCGCAAUGGCCACAGUAAAGAUCAUGCAACACAAGCAGUCGUGUUGUGCCUCGUUUCUACUGUCCUGUAUACUAGUGUCCAAGUGCCUGUCCUUGGCACCUUUUGCAUGCGUCUUUUUAACUCUAAGCAGAGCAGUGGACUAAAGGACUUGUACCUCAAGCCACCCUCUUUGUCUUUAUUUAGUGUUCUUUAUUUUCUUUGCGCCAGCUUUGUUUCCACUGCCAUGAACCAAAUCCAACUCGGCCUGCUUGCUUACAUCGGUCGCACAAGUCCAGAAUGCAGUGCUCAGUUUCUAGCAGUAUGCCUAGGCUGCUGCAAGGGAGUUUGCGACUCUUUGUGGCUUUUCUGUUCUGGAAACUUCUGCCGACAGCUGUAUAUAUGAACUGACAGAACACACUUGUAACCUAUUUUAAGUCUUUUUAUUUCAAUUUUUUUUUCGUAUUUGUUGCAUUCCCACAGCGAAAGUCCUGUGUUUAGACACAUUUUGUAAAGGUGUCUCUCAGCUAAAGGUGUCUCUCAGCUGAGAGA
Dermacentor silvarum is the source of this 2477-nucleotide messenger RNA. Its product is annotated as WD repeat-containing protein 76. Gene Ontology annotation, biological process: regulation of DNA damage checkpoint. Gene Ontology annotation, molecular function: protein binding; DNA binding. The coding region runs from base 146 to 1741 and encodes 531 amino acids. The transcript is spliced from 14 exons. The record is from RefSeq and is a predicted model, not a curated record. Gene Ontology annotation, cellular component: nucleus. NCBI's taxonomy places the organism in Eukaryota, Metazoa, Arthropoda, Arachnida, Ixodida, Ixodidae.